UAACAGGGGCUCUGGAGCCAGGUGUUUUAGCCUACAAAGACCUGGCACCCAUUAACUGAGUAAGUACCAGCACAGAAAACUUCUAGGAGCAUCUACUGAGAAGAGACAAGCCCAAAUGCGCUUUACAACACCACCAAAUGAGGUUAACUCAGCCUGAUGGAAUGGCCUUAGGAGAACUGACAGCAAGGCUGUGAAAAAUGGAUAGGUACAUGUCAUGGUUUUGUGAUUUUUUUUGUUGUCGGUAUUCCACAUCUUAACAUCAUGUAAAGCACUGACAGUUAAAGAGUUAAUCUUCUGGUUCUCGGGAGUGCCAUUUUUGGGUGCUUGGUUCUCCGAGGUGGAGGGGAGGAGCUGCACGCCCCAGGAGUCUUUGCGUCUGGAGGGGCUGGUGAAGCUGCCUGGUAGACGGGGAGUUCUCUCUUCAUAUGUGGUAGAGAAGCACGUGGUCCCCCUGCAGCUUACAGAAAUGAUGAAUUGACUUUGCCUGUUGCUGAAGAGUCUCAUCUCCUUAAUGCAUUGCAGAUAUGUCUAAUGGACGCAAGCUGUCAGGGUCUGGCAGUAACCAGUCCCCACCAAAAAUAUUUUCCCCUGGGACUGUUCCAUCAGAUUCCAGCUCUGCUCUCACAGAGGAAAAUGUGAAAAGGCUGGAAAAGAAGUACGCUACUUCUGAGGAAGCCUUCAAUAAGAAGAGAAUACGAGAUUAUAUCAAGCAGAGUAAUCUUGCUCUCUCCCGCAAUGAGAAAACUGGGGAAACCAGCACGGAGAUUGUCUGGGAUGAAGAGCCUGAAGGAGCCUCCUCAUCCUUUCCAGCAAAUCAGGGGGAAAACAGCAAAGAAGUUUGCCAGAGCACCUAUGCAGUAGUUCCAAGGAAAGAUAAGUCAUUAACAGCACAGGCGAUAAACUCUCCAUCAGCUCAUCCCACUGGCUCUAAGCCAAAGGAAUCCAAUGGCAGGAAGCAUGACGUGGAAGAUCAGAUGACCCAGACAGAGUGGAGCUACUCAGAUGAGACCCUGGCUGGCAGGGAGGAUGAUGUGGUGACGCUUUUCAGAGACACUGAGAUUUUCUCCGAAGCACAAGUGAGUGAGGGGUCAGCUGAAAGAGAGGAAGAGGCAAGAGCAGAAGAGGGAGAGGAGAAGAGCCCAACAGACCAGUGUGAGCAAGCUGUGUGUGAGUCUGCUGAACCUGCUCACAGAAGUCCAAGUCCAGAGUCAGAGGAGGAGGAGUCAUCCAGCAGAGAAGAGCAGGAGGAUAAUGGGAUGGCAGCUGCCCUGCACACAGCUGAGGAAACUACUGUAACUGAAGAGUCUGCAAGGUGUACCUUCUGCGGUGCUCCUGAAAAACCAAUCCCAACAGCAGCAGAUGUGAAGGAAAAACCAUGGGAAAACCUCUUUUGCUGCAGGAGCUAUAAGCAGGUAUUCAGCGCUGCCGUCCAAGACCUGAUGAGUGAAGAUGAAGCAGAGGAUGAGAUGGACUCUGCUCCCCACACUAACAAUUUACAAGCUGAGUUGCGAAGCGGCAUCAAGGAGAAGGUGUUGCAACAGUUAGAUGAGGGAGGCUUUAAGAACUACAGGGAAGUCCUUCAGCAGUAUUUGACAUGUGUUUCCCGGAACAGAAUCUCUUUCAGACUCUCAAAACCCAAUGACUACACCAUCAGACCAAAGACUGACCCUUUCACAAAGCACCAAUCAACAUUGGCACCUCUAGAAGACCUACUUGAGAUGGACAAGGAUUUUGUUGCAGAGCACCUAAAGCUCUGCCGCUCUCCCAGCCCUGUGAGGAGAUGCUAUCCCGAUGGACAGACAUUUUAUCUCCUUUUCCCAGAUGGAAGCGGUCAGGUUUACUACCCAUCAGGCAACAUAGCCAUCCUGAUUGCAUUCACUGAGGAAGCACAGUUCACCUACGUCAUCCUGGAGGAUGACAGGCACCCAAGGAUUCGAGCAGCCUUCAGGAGCCGUGGCCACGGGGUCACCUUCCACUCCAAUGGAUGCCCCAGGACCAUCCUGAGCCCUUGCACUGGGAUCUGCUUUGACCAAGCAGGGGUGAGGCAGAAGCACUGGAACUGGCACGACCUCAGCCACCACAUCCACCGCCCUCCCUUCCAGCCCAUCACCAUGAAACUGAACGCCCACCUCACCCUUAAAAUUGCAGCUCAGGAUAAAAUUCACCUAUGGUUCGCGAGCCGCAACAACUGCAUCCGCUUUAAUUCGGGGGCCCGGCCCAAGUUGAAAGACCCGAAGACAAGCCACCUGCUAAAAGGAUUUGAAGACGAAGAGGAGCGCUUCCUUCAGUCCAAAAAGAUUCAGCUCAGGAGCCUGCUCUCCAAAAUAGAGACAGUUCUGCAAUAGCUUCGGCAAUCU
Molecule: messenger RNA, 2357 nt
Organism: Numida meleagris (helmeted guineafowl)
Lineage: Eukaryota; Metazoa; Chordata; Aves; Galliformes; Numididae
Gene: ERICH6B
Product: glutamate rich 6B
Exons: 14
Coding region: 525-2345 (606 amino acids)
Source: RefSeq, a predicted model, not a curated record